This is a messenger RNA of Pterocles gutturalis (yellow-throated sandgrouse), 4309 nucleotides long. RefSeq names its product tyrosine-protein kinase SgK223 (gene PRAG1). The record is from RefSeq and is a predicted model, not a curated record. Gene Ontology annotation, biological process: protein phosphorylation. Gene Ontology annotation, molecular function: protein kinase activity; ATP binding. Lineage: Eukaryota; Metazoa; Chordata; Aves; Pterocliformes; Pteroclidae.
GAGCAGUGGAGGACAGCGCAGAAGACGCAUAGGGCUCUUGGUCUGAGCCACGAGGAUUUGAAGAUGUCUGCGUGCAGUGACUUUGUGGAACACGUUUGGAAGCCCGGCUCCUGCAAAAACUGCUUCAAUCCAAAGAGCUCCCAUCGGCUGCAAACACCCCCAGACGUGGGAGCUUGCGGCGUGCUCCCGAAUGGAGUUAGGACCAAGCCUGAUAGCACCACGUUGGAAGACGAAGGUGUAAAUACUUCUCCAUUCUCAAAGCCGACAAUUGCUGUGAAGCCAACGAUGAUAAACUCGGAUGUUUCUGACGCGUGGGCGGAUGUGAAUAUGAAUGCAGAUCUGUCACAGGUCAGCUGGGGCAUGGUUUCUGGCAAACCCCUCCUUCUGAAAUCAGGAGACGCGCAGCGGCUCUGCCUCGACAAUUUUGGCAACGGUGGCAUGAGAAAGCCUUUCCUUCACAACUCACCGAGCGACUGCUUGUCUUGCUGUCCUCCUAGCUACUCCAUGGUGGGCUUGCACAGCCUGGAGAGCCGAGCGGAGAAAAACAUCUCCAUCCACAGCCUGGUGCUUGUGGGUGAGGUGGGCAAGCAUGAAGACAGGGCCAAAGACAAGUUUGCCUUGCCACACCGGGCCCCCUGCCCUAAUCCAUCUGUCUUGGGGGACAGAAGCACCGCCAGCUCCAGCAGAAACCCUUCUUCCCAAGCCAGAGAAGGAGCAGCGCUCCCCUCGGAGGGCGACUGCGGUCACCUCUCCUCCAGUUUCGAAAGUGAAGGGGGAGAGUACUGUUCGAUCACGGACAGCCGCCGAGAGCACCUGCGUUGCGCGGAGGGGAAGGGUGCCCGGUGCGAGAAGGAGAGCCCCACUCCCUGUGGAUGGAGGCAGCGGGGCAGGCCAAGUGGCAGGGUGGUGAAAUUCGGUGAAGAGGAGCGCAGAGCUGUGAAUGUGGCCUUCUGCAUCACGAAAGACCAAGGUGAACCUCCCCCCUAUGCCCUGUGUUCAGAGAAGAGCACAGGCUGCAGCAAGGUGGCUGCCUUUGCUUUAUCCCGGGAGGAUGAGGACUCGCCUCUCCCUGGGGAGCCUUCUGUCACCGGAGGACCCCGGCCUGAAGGUUCAAGCCCUCCUCAGCAGGCUCUGGUGGAACCGCAGUGCCCUCGCCUUGCCUCGCCAGCCCGUGGCGAUCCCAUCUACGCCGAGAGCACCAAGAGAAAGAAGGUGCAGCUGAAGGCUGGCGGCGGACAAGUAAAAGCAGAGAAGCUGGCCCAUGGCACUGGGAAGGAGCAAGGUGAUGGGACGUGGAGGGAUGGCAGCUGGGCUUUGGGCGGUGAGAAGGAAUACCAGGACUCCACCGGGCAGGUGGCGGCGAAGAUAACUAUCAUGACCGCACACACUGAGGAUGAUCACAAGACGAUAUUCCUCAGCAGCCCUGACUCGGCGGUAGGAGUUCAGUGGCCAUGUAUCAGCCCCACUUCACACCAUGAUUUUGGGACUUCAUCACCUGCCAUUGAGCCUGGAGAGAUUUUCCAAGCAUCUGGAAGUGACAACAGCCCAAGAUUUCAUCUGGCAGCUCCUGCCAAGACCUCAGUUACUGAGAGUCCAGCCAUUCCCCCAAAGAUGUCCAAGAACAGCCAACUGGGCAGCGAGGGGAGCCGUGUGCCCCUAGUAAGCUCCCAUGGGGCAAGGUUUGGUGAUGAGAACAGUCACGAUGGAGCUGGGGUUCAGCUGCUGCCAAGGAGCUGUAUGGAUGCAGGUGCCUUUGGGGCAUCCCCUUCUCCAUGUACUCAUGUCAAUGGGGUCUCUGCAGAGGAGUCCAGCAGAGGCCUGGCAGGCUUGUCCUAUGACAGGAGGCAGAAAUACUACACCCCAACGUGGACCAAGCAGUGCAGGAUAGAGGAGGAGGAGGAGGAGGAAGAGCAGGAGGAGGAGCAGGAGCUCUUAACCCACCCAUGGGCAGCAGGAGAUGAGAAUGGAAGAGCUGGUGCUGACCCUGUGGAUGAUGGCCCAAUGCUGGAGAGCCGGACUGGGAUCAGCAAAUCAUCGUCUUUCUCCUUUGAUUUCCCUAAAGACAAGAGCAAUGGCAUGGAGUUUGCACCACCACCACCACCACCUCCGAAAAAGCAGCACGCCCUGAAAAUGAACCCGAAUAACGCUGAGUUGGAGAGGGUCAGCAACAGCUCUGCUGAGAGCCUCAGCCCACCUUUCAGGAGCGUCCACGUCACCUUCACAGCCGGCUCCACUGACAGCCUCGACUCGGACACACAGACUGGCAGCGAUGGCAGGCGCUCGUCUGAGCCGAACCACUCGCCCCCUCCAGCUGAGAGCCGAGUGUUUCCUCCCGUCCCUUUCCUUCCUGCCUCCGGUGAGGAUGGUCCCUCCUCUGCCCCCAGCUGCCCACCCCCUCUGCCUCAGAAGAAGACAGUGAGCAGAACGGUGUCCUCCCCGGAUGGCUUUUUUGGGGGACAAGCGUUUUCAGGCAGAGCAGCCGAUACUGCCAGCCCUCGGCUGAAUGUCAGCCACUCUGAGAGCAAUGUCUGCCUGCGAGAGGAGCCUCCCUUCGUCCACCCAGCCAACUUAGGUGGCCGCCCUGGCACGUUCUCCUCCUCUGAGUCUUUGGAGAAAGGCUCCAAAGGAAAUGGCUACUGGGGCUCAGCCACUGGCAAGAGCACAGGGGCUUGCAUCCCCAGCAGAAACCCCCAGUCCCUUUCCUCCUCCCAGCUCAGCGUGUCCAGCCAGGUGUCAUCAGGCUCCAGCCUGCAGCUCCACAACCUCCUGAGCAACAUUGACAGCAAGGAGGGGGUGUACGCCAAGCUGGGGGCCCUCUACGCGGAAUCCUUGCGCCGUCUGGUUGCCAAGUGUGAGGACUGCUUCAUGCGGGAACAAAAGAACGAGCUGCACUUCAGCGAGAACAACUGGUCGCUCUUCAAGCUGACGUGCAACAAGCCCUGCUGCGAUUCGGGCGAUGCAAUCUAUUACUGUGCCACCUGCUCCAAAGACCCUUCGACCACCUACGCUGUGAAGAUUUGUAAAAUUCAGGAGUCCAAGGUGGCUGCUUCAUACUGCAGCCCUGCAGUGCCGGUCCACUUCAACAUCCAGCAGGACUGUGGGCAUUUUGUGGCUUCUGUUCCCUCCAGCAUGCUGCUGGCCUCCUAUGUGGGGAAAAACAUGCCUGGGGAUGGCCUCCAUCCCUCUCGCACCACCAGUGAGCACGACUGCGUGGUGGUCAUUACCCGGGAGGUGCCGAGCCAGACCACUGCCGACUUUGUGAGGGACUCGGUGACAUUGCACCAAGCCAAGCCUGAGCUGUACGAACGUCGUGUUUGCUUCUUGCUCCUCCAGCUCUGCAAUGGCCUGGAACAUCUCAAAGAGCACGGCAUCAUCCAUCGUGACCUGUGCCUGGAGAACCUCCUGCUUGUCCCCUGCAAGCCCCCCAUGAGCUGUGUGAAAGCCAAAGAUGACAAACACCUACCCCGCCUCAUCAUCAGCAAUUUUUUGAAAGCCAAACAGAAGCCAGGAACUGGAGACUCCAAACUGAAGAAGAGUCAGGCCCGACUGGCCCCGGAGAUUGUGUCAGCUUCUCAGUACAAGAAGUUUGACGAGUUUCAGACUGGCAUUCUCAUCUAUGAGCUGCUGCACCAGCCCAACCCCUUCGAGGAGAAGGUGCACCUCAGGGAGCAGGAGUACAGCCCUGAGGACCUCCCUGCUCUGCCCAGCCUCUCCAUCUAUUCCCGGGGGCUCCAGCAGCUUGCCCACCUGCUACUGGAAGCGGAUCCCAUCAAGCGUGUGCGGAUCACCGAGGCCAAGCGGAUGCUGCAGUGUCUGCUCUGGGGGCCGCGGAAGGACCUCACCGAGCAGCCCCUCAGCCACGAGGAAGCCCUGCGCCGGGUGCUCCAGAACUGGGUGGACAUGAAGCGUGCCCUGCUCAUGAUGAAGUUCGCGGAGAGGGCUGUGGACACGGAGCGGAGCAUCGAACUGGAGGACUGGCUGUGCUGCCAGUACUUAGCGUCUGCUGAGCCGGCCUCACUCUCGCACACGUUAAAACUGCUGCAGCUGCUUUGACGUUGGAUGUGUCUUGGAGGGCUCCUGGUUGCCUUGCGGCAAAAGGUACACAGCUCCUUUACAUGCAAGAGGCUUGAAUCUCAGCUCCUGCCCUGCACUUUGAUCAGAGUGCACGAGACGUGUUUAGUACUCUCAGCACUGUUAAUUUGCAAGCAGGCAAAACUGGGAACCUACCCCUAUUUUGGGGGAUUUUUUUUUUUUUGGUAUGGUAGGUCUGUGGACUAAUAAACUCCUGCCUGUGUGUGUGCACGUUUCU